This is a messenger RNA of Zingiber officinale, 1871 nucleotides long. RefSeq names its product F-box/kelch-repeat protein SKIP11-like. Gene Ontology annotation, molecular function: protein binding. Lineage: Eukaryota; Viridiplantae; Streptophyta; Magnoliopsida; Zingiberales; Zingiberaceae. The transcript has 2 exons. The record is from RefSeq and is a predicted model, not a curated record. The coding region runs from base 515 to 1750 and encodes 411 amino acids. Gene Ontology annotation, cellular component: nucleus.
AGGAAAUAAAAAGGGGUAGAGAAGACGAAGGGAGCUUGGUGAAGAAGGCGGAUUGCUUGUUAGAAUAAAGACGAUGGUGGUUUAGUGCCUAAAAUCGACCUCGUUUCCUCCUCGUCCACUCCUCAUCCGCUCUCUUCGCCGGCGGUAUCACACCGAUCGGGCCGAUUCCGACGGAGAAGAUGCGAGCUUGUGAGAAAACGCCGUAUCUUUCCGGCUGAAAUUUUUGUUCUGUGGCUAAAUUUCCGGUACGAGUUCUUACUCCAGAUGUCUCCCCGCCCCUCUCCCUUCCAUUUUUACCCAUCGUGAGAUUCAUUGGUUGAUUUUUCGCCAUCCAAAACUCCUUUUCCCCCCUCUUUUCUGAUGUCUGAAGUAUAAAAAUUGGAUCUUUAGUGGUUGGGGUGGGGUUCCUUUUUCUUUUUCAGUCCAGUGAAUCAUGUCCGGAAAGGGGAAAUAGGGAUCUGAAGCUGUUCUCGACUGGAAUUAGGUUUUAUCAGUUGGUCUGAGAUUUGCAGAUAUGUUGGAAGACCUCCCUUGUUUGAUCUCUAGGGUUUUUGAGAGCAGCUCUGACCAGGAAUCCAAUUGGCAUUACUUGGCUUAUCCAUUCCAUGAUUCCUCAAACAGCAAGAAACGGCAAAAAUUGGAUGAGGAAAUGGCGACGGAAGAGGAGGAUCAAAGCAAAAGGAAGAAAUUGUCGCACCAACUUGAGGCAUACGACGACGACGAUCCGAGCGCCUUCGACAGGCUCACCCGGGACUUGAUCCUGAGCUGUUUGCUGCUCCUGUCGCGGUCGGACUACGGCGCGGUUGCAUCCGUCAGCCGUGCCUUCCGCUCCAUGAUUCGGGAUGCCUACGAGCACCGGCGCCGGCAGGGGAUCGCCGAGCACUGGGUCUACUUCUCAUGCACUGCCCUCCAGUGGCAUGCGUUUGAUCCCUACCGCCGGCGCUGGAUAACGGUCCCUCCGAUGCCGGCUAGCCCUACUGAAACCUUUGCCUUCUCCGACAAGGAGUCACUCGCCGUCGGCACUGAUCUCCUCGUCUUCGGCCGCGAGAUGACUUCUUAUGUUGUUAUGAGAUACAGCAUCUUGAGCAACUCCUGGUGUCCGGGAGUUGUGAUGAACUCACCGAGAUGUCUGUUUGGAUCGGCUAGCCGUGGGGGGAAGGCCAUUGUAGCCGGUGGCACCAAUGGCCGCGAGAUUCUGAAUUCCGCAGAGCUCUAUGAUUCGGAGACGCAGACUUGGGAGUCCUUGCCGACCAUGAAUCGAGCGAGGAAGUUGUGUUCAGGGGUGUUCAUGGAUGAGAAAUUCUAUGUCAUUGGUGGAAUGGCCAACGAAAGGGAGGUGUUGACGUGCGGUGAAGAGUACGAUAUGAAACGAAGCUCUUGGCGGCUGAUUCCAAACAUGUCCGACGGUCUAAUCGGCGAGAACGGUGCACCGCCCCUUGUGGCCGUGGUGAGCAAUCAGCUCUACGCGGCUCGAUACGCAGACAAGAUGGUGGUGAAGUACAACAAGAGGAAUAACGCAUGGGAAACACUGGGGAAGCUGCCUGAGAGGUCUUACUCCAUGAAUGGCUGGGGCAUCGCCUUCCGAGGAUGCGGCCAGCGGUUGCUCGUCAUCGGAGGGCACCGAGGGCUUCGCGGAGGGAUGAUCGAGCUGAAUUCUUGGGUCCCAAACGGAGGGCCUCCCGAGUGGAACACCAUUGCCGUCAUGCAGUCCGGUGACUUUGUUUUCAACUGCGCUGUCAUGGGCUGUUGAUUUCUAUUGAUCAUGGAAGGAUGAUGAAUGCACACUGAAACUUCUCUUUCUCGAGCAUCAAUGUGAUCAUUUUCUGAAAGGAAAAAAAUAAAAUAAAAAUCAUUGCAUCACUUUAACAUUA